Messenger RNA from Cariama cristata (Red-legged seriema), 1278 nucleotides. Its product is annotated as zinc finger protein 501-like. NCBI's taxonomy places the organism in Eukaryota, Metazoa, Chordata, Aves, Cariamiformes, Cariamidae. The record is from RefSeq and is a predicted model, not a curated record. Bases 1 to 1278 code for a protein of 425 amino acids. The transcript is spliced from 2 exons.
AUGAUCUCCCACAUGGAUCAGAAGGAGGAACUGUGGUUCUCCCACCUCCACGCCUAUGAAGGGAAAAACAUUUUGAGUGGUACCUGUGCAGCUGAAGAUGGGAUUGUGAGCAAGAAAGAAGAAAAUGCCUACCAAGGCAUCCCUGGGCCAGUGAGGCCCGAGGGUUUACUCUCAGGACUCUCCAAGGAGAAUGGUUCUGAGAGUCCUGCACAGGACCCAGUCCUCCCACGCAGGUCAGAAAGGGUUCAGAGACCUCUGAGGAAGAGGCAAAGCCGAGUGACGCUGCAUGGAAAAAGUUUCAGGAGGCUGCCAGAUAUUAUCCAGCAGAGAAAUCCUUCUGUGGGGAGACUGACGAUAUGUGGGGACUGCGGGAAGAGCUUUCGGGUGACCUCCAACCUCAUCCAGCAUCGGAGAAUCCACACUGGAGAGAAACCCUUUGCCUGCACCGAGUGCGGGGAGAGUUUCCGGCAGCGGUCGCAUCUCAUCCAGCACCAGAGAAUCCACACAGGGGAGAGGCCCUACGAGUGCUCCGAGUGCGGAAAGAGCUUCAGCAUGAGCUCAAAGCUGAUCCGGCACCAGGUAACCCACACCGGGGAGAAGCCCUACAAGUGUGCCGAGUGCGGGAAGAGCUUCUCCGGGAACUCACAGCUCAUCCAGCACCAGCGAGUGCACACUGGGGAGAAACCCUAUGAGUGCAGCGACUGCGGGAAGAGCUUCAGCGUGAGCUCAGCCCUGACGCGACACCAGCGGGUCCACACCGGAGAGAAACCUUACGAGUGCUCUGAGUGUGGGAAGAGCUUCAGCCAGAGCUCCGAGCUCAUGAAGCACCAGCGAGUUCACACCGGGGAGAAGCCAUACAAGUGCUCCGAAUGCGGGAAGAGCUUCACCGUGAGUUCAGCCCUCAUCCAACACCGGCGGUUUCACAUGGGCGAGCGCCCCUACGGGUGCACCGAGUGUGGAAAGAGCUUCACCGUGAGCUCCCACCUCAUCCAGCACCGCCGUUUCCACACCGCGGAACGCCCCUUUGAGUGCACUGAGUGCGGGAAGAGCUUCCUGUGGAGAUCAGCCCUGCUCCGGCACCACCGCGUCCACACAGGGGAGAGGCCCUAUGCCUGCGCCGACUGCGGGGACAGCUUUCGGCAGAGCGCCCACCUCAUCCAGCACCGUCGCAUCCACACAGGGGAGCGUCCCUACGCCUGUGCCGACUGCGGGAAGGGCUUCACCGUGAGCUCUGCGCUCCUCCGGCACCAGCAGAUUCACAGGGGUGGGGAGCCCUAG